AUGGGACAGUUACUCAAGACGCCUCCCGAGGUCUUACUCCGCAUCGCGGGGUAUUUGCCCAAACAACGCGACUGUCUGGCGCUGUCUCUGGUUUCACGCAAAUUGCGUGGUGUUGGCGAGAAAUCCCUCUACGCUAAUAUUGUGCUUCGCCUCAAGCGCGAUGCAGCCACGGACAAUUUAGUAGAAUUGUUCCACCAUGCCAUCCAGGCAAACAAAGUCAGACACGACUGGGUUCGCAGCUUGUCCGUCAUCGCCCUUGGGCGUACCUUCACAUCGAGGGAGCGCAAGCUAAUCCACCGCAUUAUCCGCAUGCUCCCUCGACUCCUCAACUUCAGCUUCGAGUACCCAGCCGUGGAUUUCGUCGACGGGAACCCCUUCAACCUCCGACGCUGCUUCAGCUACUCCUCGCCACUCGCGUCGUCCCUUCGCACAUUCACGUGGCUUCACGCGGAAAUACUCGAUGAAAGCGCGUUUAUGACUUUCCUUCGCUACCACACCAACAUCAAGUAUCUUGCAUUCGACGAAGACGCGUUCGACGUGCCACAAAUGGACAGUCAAGUAUUGCCUAAUUUGGAAAGUCUUCGCGCGCCCAUCGACGCUGUCCUGCGGAUGCUCCCCAAACGACGAGUCCAGCGAAUCAAAACGGUCAUCAAUCGUAACACGCCCCCGUACUGGAAUACAAUGAGAGAAAAACACUUUGAAAGCAUCAGAGUCUUCUCGCCGACCAUCCACAGGAACGACGAUGCCGUGGCCCUGGGUUUGCUCGAAUCUCUGAUUCGAAGAAUGGUCAACCUGGAAUUCCUCGAUGUACAGGACGAGACGGUGAUCACGCCUUCGACACUCAAGAACACCGAUAUUAAGUUCCUCCGUCUGCGUAAUCUGCGCAACGAGUUCCUCAUCGAGUGGUUCUUUGAUGAACUGCCUUCGUUGCAAUGCAUCGAGAUUCAGUUCAACGGUAAACCUCCCAUGAAACGCGUUUCUGAGAGGUUCUACGGAGAUGGCAGACGGUCUCGCACCAUAUUGUGGGAGUGCAAGCCCAACGAGGAGUGGCUCCAUGAUUGGAGGGAUGUUGUGAUUGUAUAG
Pleurotus ostreatus (oyster mushroom) is the source of this 1083-nucleotide messenger RNA. RefSeq lists its product as uncharacterized. NCBI's taxonomy places the organism in Eukaryota, Fungi, Basidiomycota, Agaricomycetes, Agaricales, Pleurotaceae. Gene Ontology annotation, molecular function: protein binding. The record is from RefSeq and is a predicted model, not a curated record. The transcript has 2 exons. Bases 1 to 1083 code for a protein of 360 amino acids.